This is a messenger RNA of Hibiscus syriacus, 2193 nucleotides long. RefSeq lists its product as uncharacterized. The transcript is spliced from 5 exons. The coding region runs from base 1 to 2193 and encodes 730 amino acids. Lineage: Eukaryota; Viridiplantae; Streptophyta; Magnoliopsida; Malvales; Malvaceae. The record is from RefSeq and is a predicted model, not a curated record.
AUGAACCUCAAACCUUUCCUUCAUGAACAUCACUUGCUUUAUGAUAAAUAUGAAAAGCAAGAGAGCUGUUGUGAUAAAUGCAAUCAGAAAAUUGAUGGUUGGGCCUUCACUUGUGAAAUAUGCAAGUUUUGGCUACACCAUUCAUGUGCUGUGCAACAGCUGCCUCUUGAAAUUUCACAUCCCCUCCAUUCAAAACACCUUCUUAAACUAGUCACCGAGCAAUUCAGUGAUUCUUUCCAUUUCUUUUGUAAUGGGUGUUCCAGUCUUACUCGUAGCUGCGUAUACCAGUGUGCAGAUUGCAACUUCAACCUUGAUCACAUUUGUGCAUCUUCAGCUACGAUCACAAGUCAUAGAUACAAAGGAAUCUAUCAUUUCUGUCACCGUCGGGAUCAUCUAUUGACACGGUUUAACUAUCGCAAAGUGAGCAAGUAUCACUACAGUUGUUUUUGGUGUGAGAAGCUUUUGUCUGGAAUCUCUUAUGGUUGUUUUGAAUGUCCCCCAUCAGAGUCCUUCGUUCAUGAAAAAUGUUUGAUCAAUAUGCCCACUAUAAUCUCAAAACAUCACUUUCAUCCACCCCACCAGCUUCAGUUAGCAGUCCGAUAUAGGAAGUCGCCCUUUCCAUGCGAUGUCUGUGGUUAUACCACUUGGGAUACUCGUCAAGGAUAUUUUUGUGAAAAGUGCCAACUCCUUGUUCAUUUUAGUUGUGUUAAAUUUAAGCCUGGUCUAAAACAUGAGUUGCAUGAGCAUCAUCUUACCCUUCUUCCAAUGAAACCUGAGUCACCUAAGCUCGAAUUAGAACCAUGUAAGAAGUGUAGGAAGAAGAUUCGUCCCAGCGAAGAUUCUGCACAUGAACUUAUGCUUAUUGAUGUUUUUCUUGAGGAUUAUUCUGAUCAAUAUUACUGCGAUGUUUGCGAAGAAGAAAGAAAGCCACGAGAUCUUGUUUAUUGUUGUAACAAAUGUACAUUUGUUGUUCAUAUUGAAUGCGCUCUCAAUGAGAUUAAAGACGAUGCCAACUCUGACGAUGAGUCGACCUGUAGCUUGGUGGGUGACAAAGAUUCAAUAGGGAAACUAAAGGAGAAAUAUGAAAUAAAUGAAAGAAAUGUAAACAUGUCUACUCAUUUUGAGGUCGAAAUCUCAUAUGAAGCUUAUGCAUGUAGAAGUUGCAGAUACUACAUACACAAAACAUGCAUUAGAUUACCCUCUCAAGUGCUACAUCCUCUUCACCCUCAACAUUCUCUCAAGUUGAUCCCUUGGUAUGCACAAUUUUGGGAUCGUCCUUUCAUAUGCGAAGGAUGUCGAGGUGUAAAUAAAGGGUUUGCUUACGUAUGUUAUGCGUGUGGUUUCAAACUCGAUGUGAAAUGUGCUACUUCCUCACUGGUACCUAGAAAUGAGACUCAAAGGCUAAAGGAUAUCGAAACACAACCCAAGUUGUGUGUUUUCAAUAAACACCAUAAAUUAGUCUACGUUUAUCAUGGGAACAAUUCACUAGGUGGCGGUUGUAGUUUUUGUGGUUUACAUCUUUCAGGUCCGAGCUACAUAUGCUAUGAGUGUGGAUAUUCACUUCAUGAAAGCUGUGUUGGAAUUCCAUGGGAGAUGCAAAUCCAAUUUCAUCCGUUACACCCCCUUCACCCUCUUCUACAUCCAUCACAAUGUUGUCUCGUCUGCAAAGGUUCAUUAAAUAAUGCAAUAAGCUAUAGUUGCAUGCAGUGUGAUCUCUAUCUCCAUGUUCACUGUGCGACAUCCUUGAAACGGGUCAUAAAAUCGAAGUCCCACAUUCAUGACCUGUACUAUUUUGGACCGAAGACUGAGACUAAUCAUUAUAGAUAUACAAAGGUAUGCGGUGAAUGCAAAGGAAUGAUUGCUUGGAUUCCUUUCUGUUUUUGCAUGGAAUGUGAUACCAAGUUACAUAUUGAACGUGUUUUGCCACGUUCACUGAAAUCCAAAUAUCACAUCCAUCCUUUAACUCGUAAAGAUGGUUUUAAAGAAGAUGAUUCAGGAGAAUAUUAUUGUGACAUCUGUGAAGAAGAAAGAGAUGUUACAGAUCAUGUCUAUCAUUGCACAGAGUGUAGAGGACUAUUCGUUGCUCACGUUAGUUGUGCGCUCAUUUCGGAGGAAGAGAUUGCAGCUUCCUCAAAUUCGAGAUUCGACUCAUGCCCACUCGAGCUAAAUCCGAGAGUGAAGUUGACUUUAUAA